Chinchilla lanigera (long-tailed chinchilla) is the source of this 2364-nucleotide messenger RNA. It is a transcript of the gene Kctd8, whose product is annotated as potassium channel tetramerization domain containing 8. Gene Ontology annotation, molecular function: protein binding. Gene Ontology annotation, biological process: protein homooligomerization; regulation of G protein-coupled receptor signaling pathway. NCBI's taxonomy places the organism in Eukaryota, Metazoa, Chordata, Mammalia, Rodentia, Chinchillidae. The record is from RefSeq and is a predicted model, not a curated record.
UUGCAGAGGCGCGGGCGCGGGCGCUGCGCUCCGCCAAGGGUCGCUCUCCCGGGUGACCGGCGGCGGCCUGGGGGAGCAUGGCGCUGAAGGACACGGGCAGCGGGGGCGGCACCAUCCUGCCUAUUAGCGAGAUGGUCUCCGCGUGCAGCUCGCCCGGCGCUCCGGCGGCCGCCGCCCCGGGGCCCUGCGCGCCCUCGCCCUUCCCCGAGGUGGUGGAGCUGAACGUGGGCGGCCAGGUCUAUGUGACCAAGCACUCGACGCUGCUCAGCGUCCCGGACAGCACUCUGGCCAUUAUGUUUGCGCCCUCUAGUCCCCGGGGCGGCGCCCGGCGCCGGGGCGAGCUGCCCAGGGACAGCCGCGCGCGCUUCUUCAUCGACCGGGACGGCUUCCUCUUCAGGUACGUGCUGGAUUAUCUGCGGGACAAGCAGCUGGCGCUGCCCGAGCACUUCCCGGAGAAGGAGCGCCUGCUGCGCGAAGCCGAGUACUUCCAGCUCGCCGACCUCGUCAAGCUGCUGUCGCCCAAGGUCACCAAGCAGAACUCGCUCAACGACGAGGGCUGCCAGAGCGACCUGGAGGACAACGUUUCUCAGGGCAGCAGCGACGCGCUGCUGCUGCGCGGGGCGGCGGCCGCCGCGCCCUCGGGCCCCGGGGCGCAAGGUGGCGGCAGCGGCCCCGGCGCGUCGGACAAGCGCUCGGGCUUCCUCACCCUGGGCUACCGCGGCUCCUACACCACCGUGCGCGACAACCAGGCGGACGCCAAGUUCCGGCGCGUGGCGCGCAUCAUGGUGUGCGGGCGCAUCUCGCUGGCCAAGGAGGUGUUCGGGGACACGCUCAAUGAGAGUCGCGACCCCGACCGGCAGCCCGAGAAGUACACUUCCCGCUUCUACCUCAAGUUCACCUACUUGGAGCAGGCUUUCGAUCGCCUGUCGGAGGCCGGCUUCCACAUGGUGGCGUGUAACUCCUCCGGCACCGCCGCCUUCGUUAACCAGUACCGCGACGACAAGAUCUGGAGCAGCUACACGGAGUACAUCUUCUUCCGACCACCUCAGAAAGCAGCGUCACCUAAACAAGAACAUGAAGAUAGGAAACAGGACAAAGUCCCAGACAAAGGGAGUGAAAGUGGGACCUCCUGUAACGAGCUCUCCACCUCCAGCUGUGACAGCCACUCAGAAGCGAGCACGCCCCAGGACAACCCGUCCAGCGCCCAGCAGGCCAGUGCUCACCAACCGAACACCUUAACGUUGGAUCGCCCCUCCAAGAAAGCACCUGUGCAGUGGAUGCCGCCGCCAGACAAGCGCAGAAACAGUGAACUCUUUCAGACACUCAUCAGCAAGUCCCGGGAAACAAAUCUUUCCAAAAAGAAAGUCUGUGAGAAGCUAAGUGUGGAAGAAGAAAUGAAAAAGUGUAUUCAGGAUUUUAAAAAAAUCCACAUUCCAGAUUAUUUUCCAGAGCGCAAACGCCAGUGGCAAUCUGAACUGCUGCAGAAGUACGGGUUAUAGUAAUCAUCGCGUUAAUGUGUAUUUCAAAGACGUUCAAUGUUUACUACGGUGUUACCACCUGGCUGGCGGUCAGUGUGAUUUUUGCUGCUCUUCCUUCUCGUGAACUGUAGACGUGGGACAGUAUUUUAUCAUUAUCUUUCGUUGUUGUUCUUUCUUGAAACAUGAUUUAAAAAGUGGAGCCAAUAAAUGUGGAGUCAAAAUGGUGUACCUAUUUGAUUCAAACUGUUUUGCAAGAAUGAAAGUAAAAUGUGCAUGAUCAAGAAUCUUAGAAUCUUGAUUUUUGAACUGUGUUUAACUUGACAUGUUUGUCAUUUUGUAACUCACCAAAAUCAAGUCAUCGUAUCGCACCAACUAACAUGACAACAUGGAUGAAUCAACAUCAAGUAAAAUUGUAGACGAUGGUUUUAGGACACAAGUCUAAAACUGUUUAAAUGUUAAUGCAAUAAAACAAGUAUUAUUUUGCAUGAGCACAAUGUUACAAAUAAGUCACAAGAAAUAGGAAAGAUCUGUUUGCUACUUGGAAAGAAAAGAAUUACAAAAUAAGAUAAAGAAAAAGUUUCAGGCAGAGCCUGUAUAUGUAAAUGUCUAAGCAAUUGAACUUAGUUCUGGAUCUGUGAUGAUUUUGUGUAUGUGUAUGGUGUUUCUGUACGUUCAGAUGGUGUAAAUAUGCCUUAUACUGUUGUGUUGCGGCAUCGACAUUCAUCUAUUACUGCUAGUCAUGAUUAUUUCUGUGAAAUGAGUCUUUUACAUCAGGCUGUGAAAAUUAGUUUAAUGAUGCUCUGAAAGAUUUUAUUAUUGUGUUAAUCAAAAUAAUUGAGGGAAAUGGUAAAAAGCUUUAUGUAUUUAUUAAAAAAAGGAAAAUGCA